Messenger RNA from Medicago truncatula (barrel medic), 2394 nucleotides. RefSeq names its product 5'-nucleotidase domain-containing protein 4. Gene Ontology annotation, molecular function: 5'-nucleotidase activity. Lineage: Eukaryota; Viridiplantae; Streptophyta; Magnoliopsida; Fabales; Fabaceae. The coding region runs from base 229 to 2088 and encodes 619 amino acids. The record is from RefSeq and is a predicted model, not a curated record. The transcript has 19 exons.
UUUAAAUAUUUAUCUUUUUAUAUUUUACUAUUAACGAUGUUUAUUUUUCAUUUUCCCACCAAUUCCAAAUCCUUUUUCAUUAUGUUUCUUCCAUGGGUGCCUCCUAAGCUCAGCACCAAAAUGCUUCUAAACAAUUAAUCAAAAAUUAGUAAAUAAAUGCAUCACUAAGCUUUUUAAUGUAAACUAUUUCAAUUGCAUUUACAUUUUCAACUAACUUCAAAUCCAACCAUGCCUUUCUCCACUACCAUUCCAAUCCCAACCUCUCAUUGUUCUCGCCGUGGGCGUUAUUUAAACCUCUCUUUGCAUAAUGAGAAAUUCAAACCGUUUCAUUUCGUUUCUUUCUCUCUCCGUAACCGUUUCUCUCCUUGUCAUUGCUUUGCUUCUAGAAUCUUCUCCGAUGCUCACUCUCCGCCGCGCUUUCUCCCCUUUCCGCCGCCGCCGUCGUCUCACUCCGCCUCCUCAGGAGAUGGCCGGUUGAAUGCUAAAUUUUCAAGGGAUGACAUCCGUAUUGAGGCACGUGAUGAAAGUUCUGGAGGCGAUAGUGCCAAGCAGCUGCGUGAAUGGCUAUCAUCUCCUGAUUAUGGACCUAACACUGAUAUAGGAAAGCGGAUCUUCUGUAAUCGACCACUGAAUAUGAAGAAUAUUGUUGCUGUGGGAUUUGACAUGGAUUAUACUUUGGCACAAUACAUGCCUGAAACUUUUGAAUCCCUUGCUUAUCAACGCACGAUUGAAAAGCUGGUUUAUGAUUUGAAAUACCCUAGUGAGUUAUUGAGUUGGUCAUUUGAUCCAAAUUACAUGGUUAGAGGGUUGGUUCUAGACAAAAAGAGAGGCAACAUCUUGAAGAUGGAUUGCCACAAAUAUGUGAAAGUAGCUUAUCAUGGAUUUAAAGAGUUAUCAAAAGAAGAUAAAGUUGGGACCUACGGAAAUACUUUAGUAUGUGAUCCUUUUGAUGGGCCAGACUAUGCUCUAAUUGAUACCCUCUUUUCUCUUGCGGAAGCCUACUUGUUUGCACAACUGGUUGAUUUUAAGGACAGAAAUCCUGGAAAGAUUCCGAUGUCUGUUGAUUAUGCUUGUCUCUACAAUGAUGUUCGCAACGCAGUAGAUUUGUGCCACCGAGAUGGAACAUUGAAGCAAAAGGUAGCAACAGAUCCCAUAAGGUAUGUCAAUGAAGACACCUCAAUAGUUCCCAUGCUUAAAAUGCUUAGAGAUUCUGGGCGAGCAACAUUUUUGGUGACAAACAGUUUAUGGGACUAUACAAAUGUUGUCAUGAGUUUCCUCUGUGGAUCCAGUGGGGUAAAUGGCAGUACCAAUCUGGACUGGCUUCAAUACUUUGAUGUCGUCAUCACUGGCAGUGCAAAGCCAAGCUUCUUUCUUGAGGGAAAUCAUGCUAACCUAUUUGAGGUUGAGCCUGAGAGUGGAAAGUUACUUAAUACAGAUAAUGGCUCUCCAAUGCCUCAGGUGGGUAACAUCUCAGCAGGGUUAUUGACGAAAGAUAAGGACCGUGCUCGUAAGGUUUUCCAGGGAGGCAGCGUCAAUCACCUGCAUAAUCUACUUCCAAUAGAAUCAAGUUCACAGGUUCUGUAUGUUGGAGAUCAUAUUUAUGGAGAUAUACUACGCAGCAAAAAGGUUCUUGGUUGGCGGACAAUGUUAGUAAUCCCAGAGCUUGAGAGGGAGGUUCAAAUCCUCUGGGAAUUGAGGGACUAUCGCAAGGAUCUUCAAUUUUUGAGGAGCAAGGAUGAUUGCAUUGCAGAUAAAAUCCAUCAUUUGAAUCGGUCUCUCAAAUUAGAGAAUCCAGAUGAUGAUACCAAGCAGAAAAUAAAUUCAAAACUUAAUGAAUUGAAGCUUGAAAGAGAGAUAGUGCGAUCAAAUCAUCAAGAAGCGCUAAGAAAAUUACACCUAAAGUUUCACGAGCCAUGGGGCCAGCUGAUGAAGACUGGUUAUCAGAACUCUCGCUUUGCUCAUCAGGUUGAGAGAUUUGCCUGCCUUUAUACAAGCCGGGUAUCUAACUUGGGUCUGUUAUCUUCAGACAAGUAUUAUAGACCCAGUGAAGAUUUUAUGCAACAUGAAUUUGGCAUUUUGGAAAGUUGAGCUCUGCUACUUAAUAGAGACAGCAAUGGACAAAGAAGGCACGAUAAAUAAUUGGGGGGUAAUGCAUGAUAAAUUGAUGAUUGAUGAAUCAAUCACCAUCUGAUGAGCACUGAGGUGUGACAGUAUCCACUUGUGUCUUAACACGUAGAAUUUUCAAAGGAGAAAUCAAUUUUAAGAUGUUAUUGUUAUUAAAAAGCACUCAUGCUUUCAUAUAUUCAUACAUAGGAAAGUUAUAUAAUGCCACCAUUAGUUUGGUCCAAAAUGCUAUUUAGUUUUUAUGUUGGAAAAUACUUGUGUGAAUUUGAC